AUGCCGCUAAUCAAAGAAAGCAAGAAAUCGAUUCUUUCAGGUCAUUCAAAGAGUCCUUCAUUGUUGACUGCAUCAACGUCGUUAGCUUCAUCGUCAAUGAAGGGCAAGUCAUCAUCAUCAUCACCUGUGAGGUCGGAAGUAAAAAAUACAGUUGCUUCUUCUUCUCAUCAUUUCGAUGAUUUAAUGUCGACGACGGAACAACAUGUAUCGGGCGAUGAAGCUGAUUCAUCGGAUCAAGAGAGUGAUGAUAUGGAAAUGGAUACACAAUCGGAACACUACAUCCAGAGACAACAAUAUUUAUCAAACAUUUUGGAUGAGAUAUCGAGCUCUAGUUCCGAUGACGAGGACCAUCCUCAUGGCCGGCCAGGAAACCACCCUCAUGCAUCAUCAUCCACCCACCAAGCCUCAUUACUACGAAAAAUAUUAAAAGAUGAUGAUGAUGGAGUUGAUGAUGAUCGAUCCAAUGACGAUGAAAAUGAUGAUGAUGAACAUUUAUUGUUGGAUCAAAUCAUUCAGAAUGAGAGUUCACUGAAUGCUCCCUCUUCAUCGAGGAAAAAAUCAGAACCUCUCCUCACGAGCAGCUCCAACAACAAACCAAAUGUAUCACCUCUUGCAUCCAAACCAUCUUCCAGUAUUUAUUUUUCACCUUCUGCCAUUUUGCUUGACAUGAAAUUGGACGACUCUGAGAAGUUUGAAAUUCUCAAACAAGCCAGUGUGUUAGAGCAAACCAAGUAUCAACUUGAGAAAAUAUUUAUUCCCUAUGAUCCUUCGACGAAAAGACAGCAACAUGUCACACCUGUGUCGUCAGGAAGUUCAAAAAAUCAACUAGUAACAGUUUUGACCGUUCCUUCCGAAGAAGAAUUGGAGAAGAAGAAAAUUCUCUUGCGAACUCUUCGAGUGAAACAAACAGAUCGAGUGAUUGACAAUAUUCUUAGCUCUGCUCGUUCUUCAUCCUCUUCUGAGGACGAAAAUGAGCCAUCACAGCGACAUCAUGCUGAAGAUCAAGAACACAACAACGGAAUUUCACAACUUGAAAAUGACGAAAAUAUGUCGACUUCAUCAACCUCUGAAGUGGGAUCAGACUAUCUGCACAAUUUGAUGAAAGAAGAUGAAAAUGAUUCAGAUCUUGAUUCAGAUGACACGGACUCUGUCAAUGAACAAAAGAAUUAUAGCGCACCGUCAACGGAAGCAUCGAACGAGGAAGCUCGAGCUUUACUCACAGCCAUGCGAAAGAAAAACAUCAAAGAUUUAAAAGAGUUUAAUUCUUUAGAGCAUUCCAACUGGAAAGAUUUUUAUGGCGGAGUUCUCGCUCAAAAUAUGUCAAUACUCAAGCUAGAUUUAAUGAAAUCAGUGAAUGACUAUUUGGAAAUUCAUCGCCAAGAGAUUGGAAUUUGUAAAGUAAUUAAGGUUUCCUCAACAAUUUUGGCUGUCGGUACUUCGAAUGGAACAUGUGUCAUAUUUUCCAACAGCAGCAGCAAAGUCACUCAUCUCAAACUUUCUGGAAAAGCUGGUACUCCUCAAAAGUCUGUACAUCAACAAAUUAACCAGUAUAAUGCUGUCACUUGCAUGGAUAUCACCUCGACAGGAAAUUUCCUUGUUUGUGGAUAUGAGUAUGGAGAUGUUGCAUUUUGGAGCAUUCAAAAUAAUGGAGAACUUGUAAAAAGAAUUAACGGAAAGGGAGAGGAAAAUACGAAUUAUGAAUUUUCAACUCCUAUUGACAAUAUUCAGUUUGUGAAAAAUAAUCCUUACAAAAUUUUAGUUUCUUCGUACGGUGUUGUAAAACUCAUUACCCUGAAAGAAAGACUCAUUAGACUUGGAGGUAACUCGUUUGUUCAUGAAGUAUUGAGAGUCACCGAUGAAAAAUUUGAAAAAGUUGUCGACAUGAAAAUUUUACCCGAAGGUGAAGCUUAUCAUCCAAGUAAUGAUUAUCUCAUUGUCGCAAUGGCGACACCUAUUGGUAUAUUUGUAAUGUGUCUGGAGCCUUUUGUGAAAAUAUUGUGCUUCCUCUCCAAGCCAGAGGAAGUCACUCACACUCAACUACCUUACUUGUGUUGGAGGCGAGCAUUGGCACCUAUUCAAUUUAUUACAACUCAUGAAACUGCACUUUCCCAACAACUGAGAGUGCACAAGACCAAACCCCCGCUGUUAGCGAUCGCUUGGGGGAACAUUUUGAACAUUUUCCAACUUGAAAUAGAGCCUCAAACACUGCUUGGAGAAGUAGAUUCUUCAAUGCCACACAGUUACAACUCAAAUGUAAAUACUGAAAUGUUCAGAGUUUCUUGCAUGGAAUUUAAAAACGAUUUAAUUGGAGGUGUGUGGUCUGGAGAACAGGUCAUGUUGUUAGUGGAUAGAGAUCAUCAAGUAUUAGUCGUAGAUCCAUUUGCAACUAAAAAUGUAGAGGAGAGAAAAAUUACAUUUGAAAUUCCGACCAAAGCCACUCAAGAAAAAAUUAUAUCCACACAUCAUUUGACAUACCAUUCAAGAUUUGACAUUAAGAACGACAGUGGCAAAUUCACACUCCAUCCAGUGCCGUCCUUCCAUUCAUCCCUCUGUACAAAAUCUUCGUCCGUGGACGGUGUUGCCUAUUUACUUUGUGACAAUGAUAUGAAUAUUAAUAAUCAAGUGGUGAUUACUGUAAAAGUGCUCAGUUGGAAGGAGCGUAUCGAUCAGCUCUUAGAAAUGGGGUCAUGGAAUCAUGCUCUUAAGCUAGCUCUCAAUUUUUAUCAAGGAAAAGGUAUUGCAGUUAUUGGACUUCCAACAGAUUCAAGUCUUCGAAAGCAAUUAGCAGGAGAUAUCAUUAGCUCAAUUUUGGAAGGAUAUGUAGAGUAUUACACAUCUCAGUUAUCGUCUGAUAAUGACGAUUCAUAUGAAAAUUAUGAAUACUAUGCUGAGCUGGCCAAAACAUGUAUUCGAUAUUCGAUUGAAAUUGAGAAAUCUGAAAAAAUUUUUACUACGUUUUAUGAAAUUUUUAAAUCCAAAAACAAUGACAAACUAUUUUUAUCAAUCAUCGAGGAAUUUAUUGUAAAAGGAUUGUUGGCUUCUAGAGAAUCUGAGAUUGUUGUAAUUCCUAAUCAAUUUAUUGAGAAAACAAUUAAUCAUCAUUUCGAACAAUAUGAUAGACGAAAUUUACCUGCUCUUGAACAUUUAUUACUUUCUCUUGAAUACAAUGAUCACAUCAGUACUAAGGAAUAUAGCAAUCCUGAAUUUUGCAAGAAGCUUAUUGAAAAGUGUAAACAAUAUAGACUCUUCAAAGCAAUGACUCACAUUUAUAACAAAGGAUUAGGUGACUUUGUAACUCCAGUGAAAGAAAUUUUGAAAAUAAUUUUCGAUCCCAGCAACAAUAACUCCAGCGACAGACCACAAUGCGUGUCACUCUUGUUUGAUUAUUUGGAAAACUGUUUCCUGAACGCCAUGUCAAUUUCCAAUCAGAGGAUUUCUACAAGCUUAUUAUACGACAUCAAGUUGACGCUUUUGAACAUGAUCGUUCAAGAAACAAAUGUCAGCCAGUACUCAACCAAACGAUUUCACACACUCUCUCGCCUUGUUAUUCUUGACUCUAAACGGCUCUUUAAAUGGUUAGAUGACGUGUUUUCUGACACUUCAACAACUAGCCUCUGGACUUCCGAACAACACGGUACUCAACCAUCACACCCUUUAUACGCACCAAUCUCGAAACAAGCUGUUGUAGACGCUUUGACCUAUGUAUUUUGUUCCUCCUCAAGCCAUGCAUUUUCACCUUGGGAAAUCAGAACAAAGAAGUUUUCGAUUGAAGAAGAGCAACAACCACAAUCUAAUUGGAUUCCCAAUCUAGAAGACUGUGUGUACUUUUCGUUAUUUAUGGCUAAGCAGCUCUCUCUUUCGAGUCAGCAAUUUCCUGACAGAAAUUCUAUUCAUGUCUCCAUCGAUACGAUUCACAGAAUUUUUUCUACGCUGUGCUAUGAAGGAAACCUAUUUGAUGAUGAUAUAAGCACUACUCAACUGGAAUUGGUUUCAAUUUUAACUAAUAUUCUGAAUGUCAUUGUAAGAAAUGAUACCAAGGAAGUGCUUAAUACGGAAGAGUUGAUUACAUGUUGCAGAAAUGCUAGAUUUCACAAAGUACUUAUUUAUUUAUACUCUCUCAAAGGAGAUUAUGAGAAAUUGUUAGACGCCUAUCUUUCUGACAAUGAUUUGAGAGGUGGAGUUUUCACAUUCAUCAAUAACUUGACCAAGCUAGAAUCAAACAUUAUUAAUCGUGAAAUAAGUGAACUCUUCCAAAUUAACGACAAGACCAUUCUCAACAAGGAUCAAAUUUAUGCAAGGAUCAAAACUGCUACCAUCAAUCAUUUAUCACAACUGAUAGAAUGUGAUAGUGAUGCUACUGCACAUUUAAUCAUCAUGCACUUUACAAGUGAACAUGAAAAAGUAAUUUCUUCACUUAAUAGGUAUCCUAAAUUACAAUUCUUGUAUCUUAAAAACAUUAUUGGAGUUGAGAACACAAGUGAUUCAAUGCACGAGCUAUUGAAACGCAAAGGACUGACACUUGAUAGAAAUGUUCAUCUCAAGUAUUUCCAAUUAUUAUGUGAAUUCGAACCUCAGUCUGUUUAUACUUAUGUUGCCUCACAACGAGAUUAUCCCAUAGAUGAAUGUCUUAAAUUUUGUCGACAACAUAAUAUCAUUGAUGCCACCUCAUACUUGCUCGAAAGAGGAGGUGAUGUUGUUGGAGCUGUCAAGUUAUAUCUUGAAAAAGUGGAUGAAAAGACGAGAAGUCUUGCUGAACAAUGCGUUUCCGAGGAAGAUCGAUUUAUUCGAAGUAUCAAUUUUAAUGAUUAUUUAGCUGUGACCAACAAUUAUGAAAACGACAGUGCAGACAAUGGAGGAAUUAAUGGUCCACCACUUUCAGAUCUUUUCUAUUUAUUGAAAGAGUUUGAUGGUAAAUAUAAGGCCUUCCUACAAUUCAAAUGGGAGGAAGAACAACAGCAACGAAAGUUAAAACUGUCAACAGUCAUGGAUCCAAAAGCAAAAAACAAAGAAGAGGAAAAAUUUGAGCUCAAGAGUUGGGCGAACAAAAUGCUUUCCGUUGUCACUGCUUUUGCCAAGUCUUCAGCAUCAGAAAUGCAAGAAACAACAGCCACUCAAGAUAUGACUUCAAUGAUCACUAACCCUGAAAGCUUAUCCAGAGGUAAAAGAAGACUACUUGAAGUUCAAUUAUAUUCGAGCAGCGUCAUGAACAUUUUGCAAUCGGAAUCGUAUGAAAAGUUCAAAUCUCUCAUCACAGAUAUUGUAAACAUGUGCAAACGAAAUAUGGACAAUGGAAGAUUAACGGACAAAGAUGUUAAAAUAUUAUGGUUCCAUUUGCUAGAUAAGCUCAUUGUACCAUUGCGAGAAUUGUUUGAUUCAUAUGCAGCAGCUUCUCAAAAUCAUUUAGAGGGAGCGAUCACAGCCGUCGCAGCAAAGUCAUCAACUUCUGAAAAUGCAACUAUUACUCAGAAGAAAAAGAAGAAAAAAUCAUCAAAUAGCGAUGACGACGAAGAAGAAAAUGAAUCCAAUGAAGAAGAUAAUGACAUGACUUUUAUGGAUGAUCUCAGCGACGACGAAGAUAUCACUAUUGAAGACAACAUUAAUGACCACAAGGAAAUGAUUAAUUCUGCCAUUCGAGAAAAGGAAAAACUUCAAGAAAAAGUGAGAUAUGAAUUUGAUCCAGUUGUCACAAAAACAACCUACGAAAAGAUUACCAAAAUUGAAAAACGAAUUACCGCACUUAAAAAGUAUCUUGCUGAUUUAGAGUAUGAAAAAGCUCGAGAGGACGAACGAAAAUUGAGAGAAGCAACAGAUCCUCUUGCUCCUAAAAAUUUGAAAAAUCGACCCAGUAAUCUAUUUUUCCAAGUUUGUUUGCAUCAUUUACUGAAAUUUAUUUUUACAGAAAUGUCAAAUUCAUCUUCGAGUAUUCAAGAUGAAGAACAACAAGAUUUGCACAUGAUUCAAGCUCAUGAAAAGAAAUUUGAAAAGAAAUUUGAAAAGAAAUUUUCAGUUUUUGGAUUGCUGCAAAGUGCCACUAUGAAUUACAAGAAAGAUUUAUAUGGAUAUUUUAAGGAACCACUUUUAGACAUGUAUGACAAGUGUGGUUUCGAAUUAAUGCUCUAUCAUUCCAUUAAUCGAUUAUUAUGCAAUGAUGUGAAUUGGUUACAAAAUCGAUACAUUCGAAGAUUGAAGCGAGGUACCAAACCUCAAAGUUAUACUUGUCGAUUAUGUGAAUCUUCCAUUUAUGAUCUUCAGGAAGAUAAUAUGAAAGGAGGAAAAUUGAGAGUGUUUUAUUGUGGACAUGCCAUGCAUGAACAUUGUCUGGAUGAAAUUAAUUGCACAUCACAUUGUCCAAUUUGUAGCCAUCAAGCAAGUGAAACAUCAUCAACUGACACAACGAAUAGUAGUGUGAAACAAAAGAACUCGGCGGAAAAGAAAAAAUCCAUGUCUGGAUCAUCACUAUUACAUAAUUAUUCAUUGGAGGCAGAUGCUACUCAGGGACAGGUAUUUGUGAGUGUGUACAAGAAGCAACGCUAUCGAUUGGUUGAAAAUUCACUCAUGAAUGCAUUUAAAGCAAGACGAAAAUUAUUUGACGAAUUGGAUGAAACAAGUGAAGAUCAUGUGGCAGUGGGAAAUGAGGGCUCAUCUUCAACUCAUGAUUCGCAACAACAACAACCAUCUGACGAAUACGGAUUACCUGCUUCAGAAGAAGUGCCAAACACUGGCCGAAAAACUCGCUCACUUGUUGAUUAUGUGAAAAAAGAUCAACCUCUCAAAGCCCUGAGAUAUGGCUCGUAUUCCAAAGCACAAGUGAGCUACUCCACAAUUUUGAAACGACAACGUGUAGUGGAUGAGAUCAAAGUGGAUGACGACUAUGAAUCCACAAAGGUUCUACCAAAACCACGAGCAGCCAUGAAGCAAUCUCAACCCUCUGUUAAAAAGACAUUGAAAUUGGAUUUACCAAAAAAAACUAUGGCACCAAGGGAUGCCGAGGAAGAACAAUAA
Messenger RNA from Naegleria lovaniensis, 7002 nucleotides. RefSeq lists its product as uncharacterized. The record is from RefSeq and is a predicted model, not a curated record. The transcript has 2 exons. The coding region runs from base 1 to 7002 and encodes 2333 amino acids. Gene Ontology annotation, cellular component: HOPS complex; late endosome. Gene Ontology annotation, biological process: protein targeting to vacuole; endosomal vesicle fusion. Gene Ontology annotation, molecular function: protein binding. NCBI's taxonomy places the organism in Eukaryota, Heterolobosea, Eutetramitea, Acrasida, Naegleriidae.